AUGAUCUGUUCUACUCCGUCCCAAGCCUCCCCUGUUGGUCGCGACGAUGCUGCGCACAAGGACGCUCAGGUACUCAUCCUCGGGGGCGGAGUAGCCGGUGUCAUCGCGGCCAGGACGCUUCACGAGAGCGGCAUCAAUAACUUCAAGAUCAUCGAGGCCCGCAGCGAACUUGGCGGGCGGAUGAAGAGCUUUGAGUUUGGUGUGCCCGGAAACCAGGUUACUUUGGAGCUUGGCGCGAACUGGAUUCAAGGGACGCAGGAUGGCGAUGGCCCUGCGAAUCCCAUCUACACGCUAGCCAAGAAACAUAACCUGACGGCCCAGGUCAGCGAUUACUAUGACAGCAUGACUACGUAUGACUAUACUGGCCAAGUAGACUAUAUCAAUGAAUUCAAUGCCGCAAUCGAUGCCUACACGAAUUUGACUAUUGUUGGAGGCGGUCGAGUCAAGGGCGCCCUGGUCGAUACAACAUCCCGCACUGGCUAUUCACUCGUAAACACGAAGCCAAAAACAGCUCAUCAAUUGGCCUCUGAAUAUUACAUGUUUGAUUGGGAGUACGCACAAACUCCUGAGCAGACAUCUUGGAUUGCAUCGUCGUGGGCCAAUAACUUCACGUAUGACCCUGACCAGGGCGGCUUCUCAGAAGAUAACCUGCUCUCCAUCGAUCAGCGCGGUUUCUCCCACCUCAUCAAGGGCGAAGCGGCCGAGUUCCUCACCAAAGACCACCUCCUUCUCAACUCCACGGUCAAUUCCAUCAAGUACUCCAAAAAUGGUGUCACAGUUACCCUUGUUGAUGGAACCAAACUGAGCGCGGACUAUGCCAUCUUGACGUUCAGCUUGGGAGUGUUGCAAAAUGACGAUAUCAUAUUCGAGCCUGCACUUCCAGACUGGAAAGCUGAAGCCAUCCAGAGCAUGACCAUGGCCACGUACACAAAGAUCUUCCUGCAGUUUCCAGAGAACUUCUGGUUUGAUACGCAGUUCGCUCUAUAUGCCGAUCAAGAGCGCGGAAGAUAUCCUGUCUGGCAAAGCCUCGAUCUCGAAGGCUUCUUCCCCGGCUCUGGGAUCGUCUUCGUCACCGUAACGGGAGACUAUUCUGAACGCAUCGAAGCGCUUCCUGAUGCGCAAGUCAAGGAAGAGGUUUUGGGCGUCCUGCGCGCCAUGUACCCGAACACGACGAUUCCGGACCCGACAGCGUUCCACUUCCCUCGAUGGUUCAGCGACCCGCUGUACAGGGGCAGCUAUAGCAACUGGCCGUCCAGCCUCGUCAGCGACCAUCAUCAGAACCUGCGCGCGACGCUCGAACGGCGGCUAUGGUUCAGCGGAGAGGCUAUGAGUCAAAAAUACUUCGGCUUCUUGCACGGCGCGUAUUUUGAAGGGCAAGACGCUGCCAAGAGCGUCGCUCGGUGUAUCCACGAGGGCGGUUGUCUGGGGCUGCCUCAUGUCGAACAGGUCCGCAAUGCCGUCCCGUACAACCUCAACUGAUGUGUGCGGUGAUAAUUGUAACGUGCGGCCCACGACCCCUUCUCACCCCCUCGCUUGCGGUGAUGCAUGCUACUUUCAGCGGCAUUGUCUCAUCGCGUCUAGUGUAUGUACAUCCAUAUCCGGCGUUGCUGCGCCGUUUGAUCGAAUGUAACCGACGACGGUAUAGCAUCCCGAAGUCCUUUUUUGCAAC
Molecule: messenger RNA, 1669 nt
Organism: Heterobasidion irregulare TC 32-1
Lineage: Eukaryota; Fungi; Basidiomycota; Agaricomycetes; Russulales; Bondarzewiaceae
Exons: 8
Coding region: 1-1479 (492 amino acids)
Molecular function (GO): oxidoreductase activity
Source: RefSeq, a predicted model, not a curated record